AGAACAAAACGAAGGAUUCCAUUCUUGUUUUCAGUUCAUCCCAAUGCCUGUGCUUUACGGCGUCUUCCUCUACAUGGGUGUGUCGUCCCUCAGAGGAAUUCAGUUCUUCGAUCGCUUGAAGCUGUUCUGGAUGCCGGCGAAACACCAGCCGGAUUUCAUCUACCUGCGGCACGUGCCCUUGCGAAAGGUGCAUUUCUUCACCGCCAUCCAGCUGAUCUGCCUCGUCCUGCUCUGGGGCAUCAAGGCGUCCCGUGCCGCCAUCAUCUUUCCCAUGAUGGUGUUGGCUCUCGUUUUUGUGCGCAAAGUGAUGGAUUUCUGCUUCUCCAAGCGAGAGCUCAGCUUUCUGGAUGACCUGAUGCCAGAAAGCAAGAAGCAGAGGUUGGGCGACGCCAAAACCAAAGCCCAAGAAGAAGAGGAGUCCCAGAAGAUGAUGGAAGCUGCUGCUGCAAAUUGCGUUCAGCUGGAACUGGGGGAGACCAGCGGCUUGGAUAUCCCACAGCAACCCAGUGACAGGGCUGAUCCUUCGGAGAUUAAUAUCUCAGAGGAGAUGUCCAACAUGACCGUGUGGAAGGCGCUGACGAUGAAGAGGGAAACGCUCUGACUCUGGGGAGGAAAGAGGAAUGUUGACUCUGAAUGAGGGGAGUGAGAACGUGACUGCGGGAUGUGCCGACGCAGGCCCGGGGAGAAACCGCUUCCCUUCAGCCGGAGGAUUCCCAUUAAAGCCAUGCAGAUGUUGUCGGUUACCCUGGGUGUGCUUCAGGCGUUCAGUAUCCCCAGAGCAGCAAACUGAGGGGCGCGUCACAGUCCGUGGGAGCUGGGUGUUGUUACGCCUCCGUGUGUACGUGCGUGUGUUGGUGCGGUUUUGUAGUGGUCGAGGGGCUGCUACCGCUCCCUCAUUCAGGGCUAUUUUUUCAGUCUCCAAUUCCUCCUCGCCUUUCUCUUUUCUCCAAAUAUAAACUCUGAAUGUACACAAACA
Messenger RNA from Phalacrocorax carbo (great cormorant), 976 nucleotides. Lineage: Eukaryota; Metazoa; Chordata; Aves; Suliformes; Phalacrocoracidae. The record is from RefSeq and is a predicted model, not a curated record.